AUGGUGCACUGUAAGCACAUUACAGUCAAUGCCAAUGAUAUGAAGCUUGUUCUUGGUAUUAGUGCCAAAAUCAGGUCAAACUAUUUCAGCCUGAUUGAUGUGCCUGAUCACCCUGCCCCUGCUGCCACUACCUGCUGCCUGUGUGCUGCUUCUACCCUGCCAACUACUGCUGCCAUCUCCCUGCCUUCUCUUGGUGCUGUCAGGAUCUCUGCCUGUCAAAUGGUGGGUAUUAGAGCCUCUGUCCAGUUCACAAAGCUGGUUCUGGAGAAGCAGAAGGAGGAGGAGAAGAAGGAGAAGAAGAGAGAGAAGAAGAAUAAUAAUGAUAAUGAAGAUGAUGAUGAUGAUGAUUAA
Messenger RNA from Coccidioides immitis RS, 351 nucleotides. RefSeq lists its product as uncharacterized. Bases 1 to 351 code for a protein of 116 amino acids. NCBI's taxonomy places the organism in Eukaryota, Fungi, Ascomycota, Eurotiomycetes, Onygenales, Onygenaceae. The transcript has a single exon. The record is from RefSeq and is a predicted model, not a curated record.